CCCUAACCUGACUUUCUCUUCCACACACUGUUAUCUCUCUCUCUCGGUUGUAACGUUUAGGGUUUCUCACAAUCAUACUUGGUGGUGUGUGCAUUGAUGAAGAUUCGCUUGAAGAUACAAAUACAGUUGAAACCUUUUCUAGGUUAUUUGUGCAGAUGGAACCAGAAGUAAUCGAAGCCGAGAUAGUAUUGCCGACACACCUCAGUUUCAAGAAGAUUCAGAUGUAUGAGAAGUUUCCAAAGGGACAAGCCAGAGGGAGGCAUUGGAAACAUCUCAAGCAGAUCAUUCAAGCUGAGAAUUACCAAAAUUAUUCCCCUGAUGAACCCAAUUAUGUUAAUAUUGAGACACCACCCUCCAUGCAUCCUUGCAAGCGAAUUUGCGAUGUAACAGGUUUUGAGGCACCUUACUCUGACCCAAGAACCAACCUCCGUUAUGCCGGUACAGAUGUCUUCAAGCUCAUAAGAUCACUUCCAAAUGAGUAUGUUCAGAGGUAUCUCGCUCUCAGAAAUGCAGCGGUUGUUCUGAAAUAAUUUUUGACAAUUUAGGAGACUGGAGAUCGAAUUUCUGCAUAAUUAAAAAGCGCGUUGAAAAGUAAGUUUAUGCAGAGUGGGUGAUCUUUGAUAUGCUAUUGGGUUGCUCACUGUAAUGUGUAUGACUAGAUGAAAGAAAUGGAGAGCUUUCUCCUUUACUUUACAUGAAGCUACUAAUAAUUAAUUUAAGUGCUUUAUGAGCUGUUAUUGGCAGACUAAUCUGUUAGCAUUGUAGAUCAUGUAUUUCCAUUGUUUCUAUACAGUCAUUGUAAGGUUCCAUUCUGUAUUUUCAGAUUGUUAAAGAAUGUAAAAA
Messenger RNA from Cornus florida, 843 nucleotides. Its product is annotated as protein EIN6 ENHANCER. The record is from RefSeq and is a predicted model, not a curated record. Bases 156 to 530 code for a protein of 124 amino acids. Lineage: Eukaryota; Viridiplantae; Streptophyta; Magnoliopsida; Cornales; Cornaceae. The transcript is spliced from 3 exons. Gene Ontology annotation, cellular component: Ino80 complex. Gene Ontology annotation, biological process: chromatin remodeling.